Messenger RNA from Pedinophyceae sp. YPF-701, 1323 nucleotides. The record is from the annotation of a GenBank genome assembly. NCBI's taxonomy places the organism in Eukaryota, Viridiplantae, Chlorophyta, Pedinophyceae.
AUGUCGUCGCUGGGGAUGACGCCCGAGGAGGCGCUGGUGGAGACGAUGAGGGGCGAGAUCGACCGCGUGGUGGCGCUGCAGAAGCGCGCCGAGGAGCGGGCGGACAGCAAUGCGAGGGAGCGCGACGAGGCGUUGCGCAGGUGCAGAGCCCUCGAAAGCGACCUGCAGGCCGCGCGAGACCGGGAAGCCGGGCUGCGUGCCGCAAAGGACAGAUUCGAGGAGUCCCAGGAGCGCAUCGCAGCGCUCGAACGCAUGAUCCAGCAAAUGAAGUCAGCGAACGCCCUCGCGACGGAGCGGCUGGAGCGCGAGAAGGCAGCGCGGACGCGCGCGGAGGCGGCGCAAAGCAAAGCCGAGAGCGACCGUCUGGCCAUGCAGCAGCGUCGCGAAGACAUCAUGCGCAGGCUGAAAGCAGCCGAACUGCGCGCGACGGAGGCGGAGGACGAAGCGGACAGACUCAGCGCCGAGGUGCGCCGCCUGCGCACCGGUGCCGGCGCCGCAGCCAGCGACGAGCGCCCGCCCAGCGACGACGCACAGCUGUCGUACGCGCUGCAACAGCGUGCGGUCGAGGUCGAGGCGGAGCGCCGGCGCGCGGACGAGCUGCUCGAGGCCCUCGAGCGCGAGCGCGCGGAGGCCGCCGCGCUCCAGCGGCGCGUGGACGACCUCGAGUCGGGGCGGGGCGUCUCGCCAACUCCCCCCCGGCGCUCCACUGCCCGGGCGUCGGCCGGCGACGCGGCCGCGCUCCGCGAGGAGGUCGAGGAGCUCCAGCAGCUCCUCGCGGACGCGCGACAGGCCGCGGCGGCGUCAGCGGAAGCGGCCGCGGAAGCCGUGCGUCGCGCAAAACACGAGCAGUCAGGGCGGGCGUCCGGUGGCGCGCACGGGGACACGGAGCAGCUGCAGCGGCAGGUCGAGAAGCUCAAGGGUGCGCGGGACCGUCUGCUGCGGGAGGUGGACGCGCAGGGGGCGGAGGUGGAGGCGGCGGUGGUGGCGCGGCGCGCGGCGGAGGCUGCGGCUGCGGAGAAGGCGGCGGUCGCGGAGGGGCUGGAGGCGCAGGUGCAGGACCUGCUGGCGCAGAACGAGACGCUGCUGGAGCAGCUGAAGGAGGGCGUGCCGAAGGGGAAGCCGAACGUCCUCGUGGAGCGGUUGAAGGAGGAGCAGGAGCGCAGCGCGGCGCUGCAACAACGAGUUGCGGCGCUGGCGACGGAGCUGGCGCGGGCGUCCGCGGUGUGGGGCUCCGUGCGCGGGGCGCUGCUGCCGGGCCUCGGCGCCGUCGAGGCGCGGCUGUCGAAGCUGCGGGCGGCGUGCCAGGAGGCUGACGCCCCAUGA